ACUAUUAAUUGCUCACUAUGAUAAUGCUUCAAUUGUAAUAAUAAAAAAAGAUUUCCCAAAAGUUUUGUAUUAAGAAAAAUCUAUCUAUCUACUUCAUCACUCACAAAUAUUCACAAUUCACAAUAAAGAGUUUGCGUUUCGUUUUUAAAAUCACACAAUUCAUAAUCGUUUCUCAGAAACAAAAAUUCGCAUAAAUUUCAAACCCUAAUCGCCGAUUUCAUUCUCCACCAAUGUUCAAUUUUCCCCCAAAUUCAAAACCCUAACCCUAACUAUCGAUUUCUCGAUCGAUUUUCACCACAACAUGAGCAAUGAGAUUGGGCAGAAACCUCCACCUUCAAUACUCGUUGGUCGAUUCAAGGCUUUGUUGAAGCAACGUGAAGACGAUCCUAGGUUGAGAAAUUCCCAACCUUCAACUGAAGAAAUUGUUCAGAUUUACGAGUUGUUGUUAUCUGAACUCACUUGUAAUGUUAAACCUAUCAUCACUGAUCUUACAAUCAUUGCUGAACAACAUCGUGAACAUGCUAAAGGAAUCGCUUAUGCUAUUUGCGCUCGUAUUAUUGAGGUGUCUGCAGAUCAAAAGCUUCCUUCACUCUACCUCUUGGACAGUAUUGUGAAGAAUAUUGGCCAGGAAUAUAUUCGACAUUUCUCAUCACGUCUUCCUGAAGUUUUCUGCGAGGCAUACAGACAGGUUAAUCCAAGUUUGCAUUCUUCUAUGCGACAUCUCUUUGGUACCUGGUCAAAAGUCUUCCCUCCCUCUGUCUUGCGUAAGAUUGAUGGACAAUUACAAUUUUCUCAAGUAGUUAAUAAUCAGUCAUCAAGUGGUAAUCCCCUCAGGGCUUCUGAAUCACCUCGACCAACUCAUGGGAUACAUGUUAACCCAAAAUACAUAAGACAAAUGGAACACUCUACUUCAAUUAUGGAUAGUGUUGUAGGCGAAAGAUUAGACUCAACAGGAGCGGUAGGAAAUGCAAAUUUAGGCCUUGUAGCUAGUAAGAUUAAUCAAUUUGUCCCAAGUAGAGUUAGACGAUCCUCAUCACCAUCAAGAAUUGGACUUGAUAGGCAUAUGCCCUCAUAUAUGGACGAAUAUGUAGCUGACAAUCCUUCUGGUAGGACAGUUGAGAGAGAAUCUCCUCAUCGUGCUGUUGAUUAUGGACUAGUUAAAGGAUUAGGUAGAGAAGAAGAGUUGAGUGAUUGGCCGCGAAAGCAAUUUUCUGGUGAUGGUCGGAAAAGAUUUCAAACUUCUAUGACAUAUAGUCUUAGUAACGGACAACCGCGUCAAAAUCCAAGAGCGCUAAUUGACGCCUAUGGUAGUGACAAAAGCCAAGAAACUUCUGGCAGCAAGCCUUUGUUAGUUGAUCGGCUGGAUAGAAAUGGUAUGGAUAAGGUUAUUUCAACAUCAUGGCAGAACACUGAAGAGGAAGAGUUUGAUUGGGAAGAUAUGAGUCCAACUCUAGUAGAUCACAGUAGAAAUAAUAGUUUCUUGCAACCAACUAUUGGUUUCUCCUCAGAAAAGCCUGUUGCAGCAAAUGCAACUUCUUCAGUGUCAAGGAUGUUUCCGGGUCUCACGCCUAAUAUUGAGUACCGUCCACCAGUUUUGCCGGCAACUUUUGAAAUGAGACACUCUAUUAAUGUGCAUGCUCCUCGUCCUCUCAGCUUAAAUCCUAUAUUUCCAUUGAAGAAUCCUGUUAUGAAUCCAUUUGAAUCAAUAAAUGCUAAUAGUAGCAUUGUUAAUCAUGGUUUAAAUAGACCUUUUCCAAAUCAAGACCAAUUGUUGCACGGUGUUGAGAACAAUGAUAUCACUAAAAGAAACCAGCAUCAAUUACCCAAUCAGCCAGCUGGUCUGAUUUCAUCUAAUCCGCAAAACAGCGGACAACCACCACAAUUGCAGUUUUUUCCAUCUCAGGAUUCAGCAGCAUCACAAUUUACUUAUAGGACCCCUUUGCAAGGACAUGGUGCUUCUAUAAGUAACCCCCUGUCAAAUGCACGCCCUGUUAUGCCACUCCCUUUGCCAGGCCAAAGAAUCCCAAACAACCCUUUACAUUUCCAGGGGGGAGCUAUGCGACCUUUUCCUCCGGCCGGCCCACAUCGUCCACCCCAAAUGCUACCUCAUCCCAAUCCUAGUCCUUUUGUGUCAAGCCAACAGCCAUCUGUUGGAUAUUCUAAUUUGAUUAAUUCACUCAUGGCCCAAGGUGUAAUCUCAUUGGCUAAUCAAGCCCCCACACAGGAUUUUGUUGGCAUUGAGUUUGAUCCCGAUAUUCUGAAGGUUCGUCAUGAAUCUGCAGUCAGUGCCUUAUAUGGUGAUCUUCCUAGACAGUGCACAACUUGUGGCCUCCGAUUCAAAUCCCAAGAUGAGCACAGCAGUCACAUGGAUUGGCAUGUGACUAAGAACCGUAUGUCUAAAAACCGUAAGCAGAAACCCUCUCGCAAGUGGUUUGUCAGUGAAACGAUGUGGCUUAGUGGUGCAGAGGCAUUGGGAACCGAAUCAGCUCCAGGUUUUUUGCCAACCGAGACCACCGAGGAAAAGAAAGAUGAUGAAGAAUUGGCAGUUCCUGCUGAAGAGGAUCAGAAUACAUGUGCAUUAUGUGGAGAGCCUUUCGAUGAGUUUUACAGUGAUGAGACAGAGGAGUGGAUGUAUAGAGGAGCUGUAUACCUUAAUGCGCCCAAUGGAAUACUAACAAGCAUGGACAGGUCACAGUUAGGACCUAUUAUUCAUGCUAAAUGCAGAUCUGAAUCUACUACCUCCCCAUCUGAAGAUUUUGUGAUGGAUGAAGGGGGUACAUAUGAAGAAGGAAAUCAAAGAAAACGAAUGCGGGCAUGACUAAAUUAGACCAGUUUUGUUCACUGUAACUUAUGAGUUUCGGAUUAUUGUAUGCUUUUACAUUUUUUUUUCAAAGUAGAGCAGAAUCUUCUCAAAUACAAGGCCUCUUGCCUAAAUUAUGUACAUGUAUAGUUGCUCUUGUAACAAAGCAUAUUUUAUUGCAGUCAAAGGUUACAUUUAACCUGCAAAUUUUCAGUCA
Molecule: messenger RNA, 3017 nt
Organism: Trifolium pratense (red clover)
Lineage: Eukaryota; Viridiplantae; Streptophyta; Magnoliopsida; Fabales; Fabaceae
Product: polyadenylation and cleavage factor homolog 4
Exons: 6
Coding region: 302-2818 (838 amino acids)
Biological process (GO): termination of RNA polymerase II transcription
Cellular component (GO): cytoplasm; mRNA cleavage factor complex
Molecular function (GO): mRNA binding; RNA polymerase II complex binding
Source: RefSeq, a predicted model, not a curated record